AUGAUUUUUAGGAUGUUUAACGACGACGCUCCGGUGGUUAACAUGAUCAAAAUUUACAAAUGGGAACCGCGAUUUCCGUACGUAGGUCAUAUAUCAAUGAAACUGUCGGAUAAUACUUACAUUAGUUUCUGGCCGCCUUUUACUUACUUUACGUUCGACCCUAAAUUUAACGGAAAAGAAACUUAUUUAAGUGAUGCGUUGAGUGAAGGAAGACGUGCCGAUGAAAUCAUCCAGAUACCAGCGAACAAAGAUACCCAAUCGAGAAUCAAACAAUUUUGGAAUCGAUAUCUUAAUGAAAAUACCUACGAUUUAUUGAGAAAUAAUUGUGCUACAGUUGUAAAGGAAGCUUUGCGUUACGGUUGGAAUUCCGAUAAAAAAACUAGUUUUUUUCAAAUAGUUGACACCCCUAAUUAUAUAUUUCAUUGGAGUGUAUCGCGUCGAUAUAUUGAAACAUUCAAAAGUACCUUUAGAACCGGCAAAAUUAGCGACUGUGGAAAGUAUUGCGGCCCUACCGCAAACGGCCCCACCAUUUCGUUCAGCAGCUUCAGACAGUCUUUCACUUCGAAUGUCAAUUACUUAAAGAGGAGGUUCAGCUCCGGGGAUUUGUCCUCGGAGUGCGAUGACGGAGAUGCUCCCGUGGAUCCAUAUUCCAAACCGCCACCGGUCACGUCGCAACCACAGGCACCUCCUCCUCCGCCACCAUCGCAAUCUAGUACCGCCGGGGAUUUGUCGUUAAACUUAAAACCGGGCUCUAAAACAACUUCUGCACCUAGUUCGCCGGCCAAAUCACGAGAGAGUCUCCUCCAAAGAGUACAGUCUCUUACUGGACAAGCUCGCGAUCAAGGAGCUUCUAUAUUGGGAGCGGCUGUUUCAAGCGCAACAAGAGUAACUUCUUCGGUAUCAGGAAGACACUUGACUCUCCUUGUUAUAGACGACCAAAACACGGAUUGGAGUAAAUAUUUCAGAGGCAGGAAAAUCGGCGAAUACGACAUUCGAGUCGAACAAGCCGAAUUUAGGGAAAUCACGGUAACGGCGACAGCCGAGGGUGCCACUGUCUCAAUGGCAGUUAUUCGUGGAGGCACGAGAGUUGGAAGAUCUUUCCGGCCCGAUUUCCUGCUAGUGAGGCAAAAUUUGAAAGAUGCCGGAGAAGAUUACAGAAAAUUAUUACUAGCUCUGAAGUUUGGAGGAGUUCCAAGCAUUAAUAAUUUGACAUCGAUUUUCAAUUUCCAGGACAAACCUUGGGUAUUCGGCCAUUUGGUACAACUUCAAAGACGUUUAGGUAAAGAAAAUUUUCCACUUAUCGAACAAACUUUCUAUCCAGAUCAUCGGGAAAUGAUAACGGCUUCUCGAUUCCCAGUAGUUAUUAAAAUAGAUCAUGCUCAUGGAGGUCUCGGCAAGGUUAAAGUUGAUAACUUGAACGAUUUCCAAGAUAUGGCUAGCGUCGUAGCUGUUGCCAAUACCUAUUGUACUGUGGAGCCUUACAUCGAUUCAAAGUAUGACAUCCAUGUGCAAAAAAUUGGAACAAACUACAAAGCUUUCAUGAGAAAAUCUAUUUCAGGUUGUUGGAAAACAAAUACUGGUUCAGCGAUGUUGGAACAAAUAUCGAUGCCAGAUAGGUACAAAAACUGGGUCGACGAUGUAUCCGAUUUAUUUGGAGGUUUGGAUAUUUGCGCUCUAGAGGUUGUAGUCGGUAAAGAUGGACGAGAAUACAUAAUUGAGGUAAAUGAUAGUGCCCUGACUCUCCUUGGCGAUACUCAAGAGGAAGACAGAAGACACAUAGCAGAUCUUGUAACUUCCAGAAUGCAGGCUAUUUGUAGACCUAGGACACCACCACCUGUUCCUGAAGAACCUCAGCCGCCUCCAGUAGGUCCUAGAGGAAUAUUAGGAAGCCUCAGUAGCCUUACGCAUUCUGACACGCCGCCGCCUAGCGCCGCUGCUUCGGACGCUCCUUCCUUGGGUAGCGGUGGUAGAAGAGACAGUCAAGCAUCUCAAUCAAGCACAAUAAGCAGUGCUCCUAGCACUGGACGUCUUCCAGAUCCUCCACCCCGACCAGGUUUUCAACGUCAAGGUAGCCAAUCCCAAACUCUCGCUGAGGAUACAGAAGAUACAAUGAAGAAUCUCAGAAAAACUUUUGCCGGCAUCUUUGGAGACAUGUAAAAAUUUAUCCAUUAAAAUCCACAUGUCGAUAAUUACCAAAUUUGUUUCUAUUGUUAGGACAGUUGACCCAAGUAUCAAUCUACAAUCUCUUGGAAUAAAACGAAUGAUAAAUAAUAGCAAUUUAUUCUUUCUAAUGAAAAUACAAAACAUAUUCUAAAUAUUCAUGUUCUGGAAAUGGAGUUUUCAUUUCGUUUUAUAUUAAUAAUGCAAGAAAAUAAUGAUAAAUAAUUGAGAUUUUUUGCUAUAAAUAAUUUGAAGAGAUUGUUGAAUGAUUUAUUUAACUUGAAUUGUGGAGUUGGUGAAUUUUGCUGAGCAAUAUGUUGAUGUAUGUUAUUCACUGCCUUGGGCCAGGUGCCAACAGGUACCUCUUGUUAAGUUAUCAUUGUUGAUGUGAAUGUAAAACAUUAAUUGAAUUUUUUUGACGGUCGUUAAAGUUAUUAGCAUUAUUUUAAGUUGGUAAUGUUAACAAAAUUAAAAUUCUACCAGAAAUUUCCCAUGUUAUUCAUAAUGUACAGAUUGAAUCAAAUUUAUUCACCCAAAAGCUGUUAAAAGAUAAACUAAUUUAUAUUCUAGUUACCAUCUCAUGGAGAUUUCGUAAAUACAAGUCAAGUCGCGUCUCAAGUAACCACAUUUCACUCUUACCAAACUUUGAAUUCUUAUUUAGUCGUACUAAAUGUAAAAUAAUCCAAAUUUUUGUAUUAUGUUUAAGUAGUGUUUAAAAAUAAAAUGACAAUAUUACUUGUGUGUCCUAAUAUUUCGAUCUACUCUCUAUGUCCUCUGUAAUCUAUAACAGAAAUUUUUGAAAAAAAAAAUAAAGAUAAAUAAAACAUAAGGUAUGUUGUGUGCAUCGAUGGAUAUAUAUAUAUAUAUAUAUAUGGCAACGAAUUUUUGUUUAUAUAAUUCGAAGAUGGAUUAUCCAAAACCUUUGCUAAGUUAUGAAUACUUCGAUUUAAUAUUACUGAAACAAAUCAAAACACCAAAUUUGAGGAUAACCUUUUCGAAUGUAUCCCUUUUAGUUAUGCAACCAGCAGUGUUAAACUAAAACGAACUCUAACGUGGCUUUAUUCUCGGUGUAUUACGGUGAAUAUAUUAUAAAUCACAUGUUGUGAAUACACUGGAGCUCUGUCAAUAUGCCAAUAAGCUUUAAAAACUGUAACAAAUUAUUAUAUAUAGAUUUUACAUGAUACGUAGUUAUAGUUUUGUGGAAAGUAGCAAGAAAAUAUAAUAUAAUUACCUCCAUUUAAUUUCCUUUAGCAAUAUAGGGUUGUUUGGUGGAUGUAUAUGUAAUAGUACGGUCAAUUUAGACAUUCGAAGUUACAUAGAUCAAAAAAAUACAACUGAACGUAGAAUUUGAAUGUUCCCCAUCAUUUCCGUGUUUAGAAACAAUUUUAUCAAAGUCGAUGGUCAAAAAAUGAGUUUUUCGCGAUUAUCAGCAAAACGGUAAGAUUUAUCAUAAAAAUACCUUAUACAAAAAUUGUAGAUCAUAAAAUUAUCUACAAAAAACUUAUUAAUACUUUUUUCCUACAAGCCAAUAUUUCUGAGAUAUAAUAAUUCAAAAAGUUGUAAGAAAUUUCUGUUGACUGGUUGGAACUGUCAUCAAAUAAAUUACCAAUUGACAAAAAUGUUGCUAAAGUUCGACGAUGUUGAUAUGCAGCUUUGCUAUUUCUUGUGCAAUUUUACUGAUUUUCAGCUUGAUGGGAAUUUAUGUAGCUUCACUCUUAUUAUUUGGUCUAAUUUGACCGGACUAUAAUUGGUUCUAAUAAAAUUUAAUAGUUCAACCAAUUCAAAAUGUUGCUUCCGACAGCAGCAGAAAUAAAUUUUUGUAAAAUUAUACCCAAAAAUACAAUGAAAACAUAAUCCAAAUCACUAUAAACGUGAUUUAAAUUCAACAAAACAAGCUGAAACACUAGUUGCAGAGACAUCUAUGGUAAUAAAAAUUAUCAAACAUGAGGAAAGAAAACUAUAAUAUCGAAUGACAUUGACAAGUGAAAUAUUAGAAGGGAUUUGCCUGUUAUAAAAUUAAAAUGUAUUGUGGAUUUCAUUAAAGACAUAAAUAUUAAUCAUGUAUACUAAUUGGUAAAAGAAAAAAUAUUAUUAGGAUCAAUUAUAUAAUUACAGGCUAUGGUUAGAUGCAGUUUGUACGGUAGGGUUUACCUCAAGUGAUUAAAUGUCGCCAUAUCAUUUUCUUAGUUUUUAAGGUAGUGAAAUCCUCUUCGUUAUCUCUACACUUAAUUUUUUAAAAUCAAUACGUAUUUUCGUAUUACAAAUAUUGUCUUUAUUAUUUGAAAUUGUAAAUUCAAUAACUUGUUAAAAUAUUUGUUAGUUGAUUAUUGUCAUAUAAUAAAAGUUGAUUAAGCUUAGUAUAUGAAAUUGAUAAAAUGUUGUUAAUGUCUUAAAUUUCAAUUUUGAAUUAAUGAUGUUUAUGAGAAAACACCACCAGAAAAUGGAAUUAAAAAACAAUUAAACGAAUCAUCGUCUAAUGUAGUAAAUACUCUACCAGAAACCUCCAAGCAAAAAAAACUUAUUACAGACAUCUGAAAUGAAAAUAGUUUGAAAAACGGAUGUAGAAUCAUUGAUGAGAACAAAAUUAAAAGAUUUGAAUGUUGUUACAGUACUUAGAUCAGUAAAACAUGUGUAAUAACAUGUAUAAAAAUGAAAUAUUAGUACUGAUUAUUAAACCUAAUGAUAAAAGUGACCUGAAUUGUAGCGGAUGAAAAAAUUGAGAAAAAACAAGUAAGUAGGUCGUAGGCUACAAGACUUGCAAUACUGUAUAAAUAUAAACCUGAUAAAUUUAUUAUUCAAACCUUAUUUUUAUUAGAAAGUGCAAUUAUGCAUUCGAAAGUGGCAACUACAAUUUUUUUUUGUUAAUUAUUAUUGUUAUGCGAAACAUAUGAUGGCUAAAAUUAAUAAUCAGUUUACGUGAAUUCAAAUUUUAAUAUUUUUUUAUUUUCUUACACAAUAUUGAGAAAAUUUACUAAGACUAGGUGUAAUUUUACGGUUUUUCAAUAAAAAUCUUUCAAAAGAAAUUUAUUUAUUUUUUUUUUGGUUAGUUUAACAUGUUUGGAGAUUAAAGAAAUUUGUUUCUGAUUUAGAAGAAGACAGGAUUUCAUGUAAAAAUAAAACUUUUUCAUAAAUACUUAUCACUUUGUUGUAGAGUGAAUAAAACAUUAAUUAUUUUUCAAAUUGAGCCCAAGUUAAUUGCAAAUAAAAUUUUCUAGUACCGAUUAAUAAAUUUUAUAAAAUGUUUUGUUAUAAAAUAAAUAAAACAUUUUAUGGUGAGAUUACCAAAUAAAUUUCUAACAGUGUGUGUAAAAACAUAAAAAAGAAAAUUUAUGCGAAUUAUCAUCUUGUUAGAAUUUAUAUAUUUGAAAUGAUAAUUGUAGUAGCAUUUUUUAUGUUAUAUAAGUAAAAUAUAUCUAUAAAUGAUUAAUUAUUCUUGCCCACGAAUUUCAGUUGAGGAAGAAAAAAAAUAUUGAACUGUAAUUGUUAUUUUCACCGCAUUAUAUAAAUAUUUUUUGACUUGUAUAUUUAGAAAGGCACCUUAAUAUUAAGAGUGUAGUAUGAAAUUUUCUUCAUAAUAGCAAUAAAAUUAAAAGGUAUUUAUAUUAAGAUUUUUGUGGUUGUUUAAUUGAUUAUUUUUCAUUUAAAUUUUAAUUGGAGGUAACGGUAAUUGAGAUUGUAGUAGAUCAGCUUAUAUAAAAUUCAAUUUGCAAAUUGUAUAGUGUUACAUUGAUGGAUAUUGAAAUAAACGAUAAGAAUUU
Messenger RNA from Diorhabda carinulata, 5918 nucleotides. RefSeq names its product synapsin. The record is from RefSeq and is a predicted model, not a curated record. Gene Ontology annotation, biological process: neurotransmitter secretion. Lineage: Eukaryota; Metazoa; Arthropoda; Insecta; Coleoptera; Chrysomelidae. Gene Ontology annotation, cellular component: synaptic vesicle; synaptic vesicle membrane. Gene Ontology annotation, molecular function: ATP binding; metal ion binding. The transcript is spliced from 11 exons. Bases 1 to 2157 code for a protein of 718 amino acids.